This is a messenger RNA of Hippocampus zosterae (dwarf seahorse), 1167 nucleotides long. Its product is annotated as chromobox protein homolog 1-like. The transcript has 5 exons. Gene Ontology annotation, biological process: chromatin organization; negative regulation of transcription by RNA polymerase II. Gene Ontology annotation, molecular function: chromatin binding. Lineage: Eukaryota; Metazoa; Chordata; Actinopteri; Syngnathiformes; Syngnathidae. Gene Ontology annotation, cellular component: pericentric heterochromatin; nucleus. The record is from RefSeq and is a predicted model, not a curated record. The coding region runs from base 252 to 884 and encodes 210 amino acids.
CCCAUGCGUCACUUCCGGUAUUGCUGUUGGCGGGUAGACCGUUUGCUAGCUCUGCUGCAGAAGCUAUUGUAUUAUUAAGCAUAGCCCUUUGGAUGGACAAAGAACUCAAACACCACUGAACAUUGGGUUGCUUUUUAGUUCCACCUGCUGGAGCCAGGUCUGUUAUCAGCUUUAAACAGUGCCGGAAUCAGCAGUAGUUAAUUAACCCGACGAGAAGCUAAUUCAAGAUCGCUGAAGUUUUCAACGAAAAGAUGGCAACCAUAGCAGUAAAGAAGGGCAAUACAGAGGAAGAGGAGGAGCAGCCGCAGCAGCAGCCGUCCGCACUGCCUGAAACUCCAACGGCAACCACUGAAGCGAAGACGUCACCAGAGGAAGAAGAGGAGGAAGAAUAUGUGGUUGAGAAGGUUUUGGACCGAAGAGUGGUGAAGGGCAAAGUGGAAUUUCUGCUUAAAUGGAAAGGUUUCUCAAAUGAAGACAAUACAUGGGAGCCAGAGGACAAUUUGGACUGCCCAGACCUCAUUGCAGAAUUCAUGCGGAAGUACAAAGAGAAGGAGGAUAAAAAGAAGGAGGGCAAGAGAAAAGUCAGUGAUGGAGCGGGAGGACCGGAGGAGAAAGGGAGCAAGAGGAAGAAGGAGGAGGGCGAGAAGGUCAGAGGUUUUGGGAGAGGUCUACAGCCAGAAAGAAUUAUUGGCGCAACAGAUUCAAGUGGCGAGCUAAUGUUCCUGAUGAAAUGGAAGAACUCGGAUGAGGCUGACCUUGUCCCAGCCAAAGAAGCCAACGUCAUUUGCCCCCAGGUGGUCAUCUCGUUCUAUGAGGAGCGCCUUACCUGGCAUUCUUAUCCCACAGAGGAGGAGGAGAAGAAGGAGGAGGAGAAAAAAAACUAGAUAAGUGGAUUUGGGAGAGGGGGAGAAAGUGAGAAGGUGCAGGGUUUUAAUUACAAAUACAGUACAUAAACAUGUAGAGCUUAGUUUAUUGUAACAGACACUUUGGCAAGUGAUUCAAGUCUAGAGAGUGGGUGCCACACUUUUUGUUACGCUGGUGGGGUUUUUGGUUUAUUUUGGGGGCAGGGGGUUUUUUUUCCUGUGAUGUGAGAAUCCAAACUUCCAUUUAUCGAAAUAUUCUCUAACUUGUGAUGACAAAGAAUAUGUUUUAAAGUGUCAACCAUUA